Salvia hispanica is the source of this 1335-nucleotide messenger RNA. RefSeq lists its product as uncharacterized. Gene Ontology annotation, molecular function: protein binding. NCBI's taxonomy places the organism in Eukaryota, Viridiplantae, Streptophyta, Magnoliopsida, Lamiales, Lamiaceae. The record is from RefSeq and is a predicted model, not a curated record.
AUCCCCACCAUUCAAAAAUACUUGGAAAAAAACCCAAUCAAAAUGAGAGUAAAAACUUUCACAAUUCCACUCCAAACUAUCAUAUUCAUCACCACCAUCCUCCUCCUCUUCCCCACACACCACCAAGCCAAAAACAACCUCCCAAUCUCCGCCACCGACGCCGCCGCGAUACUCCCCCCUCUCCAAGACCUACUACUCUUCGCCGAUCAAAGGCUCGCCGCGGUCUACCCCGUGAUCCAAAGAUUUAAAAAUACCAUCACCUCUGACCCCUUCAACGUCACCGCCACGUGGACCGGCAGCAACAUCUGCCGCUACAAGGGCUUCUUCUGCGACACCCCUCCCGACAACCGCUCCGCCACCACCGUCGCCUCCAUCGACUUCAACGGCUUCCAUCUCUCCUCCCCGACGCUGGUCGGCUUCCUCGACGCGCUCCCUGACCUCGCCCUGUUCCACGCCAACUCCAACUACUUCUCAGGGGCCUUCCCCUCGUCCAUCGCCGCCCUCCCCUACCUCUAUGAGCUCGACCUCAGCAACAACCGCCUCUCGGGCCCAUUCCCAACCGCCAUCCUUGCCAUGGAUGGCCUAUCCUUCCUUGACAUCAGGUUCAAUUCCUUCUCGGGAGCCGUACCGCCAGAGCUAUUCGCGAUGGGCCUCGACCUCCUCUUCCUCAACAACAACAACUUCAUGACGCGCCUCCCGGACAACGCGGACGCGGAUGCCCACGUGGCGUAUCUCAAUUUGGCAAACAAUAAAUUCUUCGGGCCGAUCCCGCGCAGCAUAGCCAAGGCCUUAUCCGGUUUGUCGGAGAUUCUCCUUCUGAACAACCUCCUCAGCGGCUGCCUUCCCUACGAGCUGGGGCUGUUAAAAGACGCGGUGGUUUUCGACGCGGGAGGGAACGAUCUCACCGGGCCGCUGCCGUUCUCGCUGGGGUGCCUGGAGAAGCUGGAGGUGCUGAAUCUGGCAGGUAACAAAUUGUACGGACAGGUGCCUGAGCCAUUCUGUUUGUUGGGGAAUCUGAGGAAUGUGUCCUUGUCGGGGAACUACUUCAUGGGGGCGGCGCCGGCGUGCAUGAGGCUGAUCGCGGCUGGGGUGAUGGAUGUGAGGGGGAACUGCAUUCCCGGCCAGCCGCUGCAGAGGCCGGUGGCGGACUGCGCCGCCUUCAUGGCGCGCCCCAAAUAUUGUCCGUAUUCGGAUACGUAUUCCAAGAUUCCUUGUUGGAUUCCUAAGUAUGAUUCUUCUGGUUUAGCCCCUUCUCCUUCUUGAUGCUUCCUUUUCUAAUAAUUACUGUAUCAUGUUUUUGGUUUAACUAAAAUUGAAGAGGAUUAUAAUUUUAAA